This is a messenger RNA of Rotaria sp. Silwood2, 1178 nucleotides long. Lineage: Eukaryota; Metazoa; Rotifera; Eurotatoria; Philodinida; Philodinidae. The record is from the annotation of a GenBank genome assembly.
GUGGGGAAGCUUGGGCUGUGGAUACAAGUACAGUAGACGACUGGAAGGUGCGUUUACACUCAAUUAUUGAACAUUAUGAUCCUUGUAAUAUUUUUAACCUGGAUGAGACGUCAUUAUUUUAUAAAUUAAUGCCUGAUCGAUCGUUAGUUAUCGAUAGAAAUGAUUGUCGUGGUGGGAAACGAUCAAAAGAUCGUUAUACGGUUAUGUUGUGUUCGAACAUGCUUGGAAGUGAAAAACUAAAACCUGUUGUAAUUGGAAAAUAUGCUAAACCACGCUGCUUCAAAAAUAUUGAUAUGAAAAGAUUACCAGUACAAUGGUUUAGCAACCGAACUGCAUGGAUGAAUUCAAAGAUCUUUACAGAAUGGUUGGAAGAUCUCGAUGUGUCUAUGAGAAAACAAAAAAGACAUGUCUUAAUGUUUCUUGAUAACGCACCAGUUCACCCGCAAGAUAUUCAAUUGGAAAAUAUUAAAUUAAAAUUCUUUCCACCAAAUACAACUGCCAUUAUACAACCUAUGGAUCAGGGCAUAAUUAGAGCAUUCAAAGCUCAUUAUCGACGUUAUUUGGUGAAGCAUAUCAUUGCUAAUGCAACUGUUGCCAUGACAGCCGAUGAUAUUAGUGUAACAGCUUUGGAUGCUGUAUACUGGAUCGAUGCUGCAUGGAGUGCGGUAACUGAAGUCAGUAUUAGGAAGACAUUUAUAUUAGCUGGUUUUGAAAAACUUCCUAUAAUUGAGGGAGUUGAUGGGUUUCCGGCUAAUUUAGGUGUCAAUGGAGAUAUAUCAAUGGAUUAUAAACCCAUUGAGAAACUCGAUCGAGUACUCAAACAUUUAAUGAUUGGUGGAAAAUCAGUUUCAGCCUGUGAUUAUGUUAUCAUUGAUGAUCAAAUACCAUCAUUUAACGAAUGGGAUGAUUCAACUGAUAGAAUUCUAUCAAUUAACGGACUUGCAAAUGACGAUGCAGAAAAUUUGGAAGAAUUACCAAGUGAAGAUCCACCAUCAUUAGUUGAAUCUUUAGAAUUAGUUCGUCGUCUUCGACUUUUAUCUACAACACAACAACCAGAACUUCAUCCAUUUAUUACUCAAUUACAAUCUAAACUGACUGAUGUUUUUCUCGAUUCCAAUUCAUCAAAACAAAGAUCCAUCUUAGAAUAUUUUAAAUAUACACCUGAUCCACAUACUUAA